Molecule: messenger RNA, 771 nt
Organism: Penicillium malachiteum
Lineage: Eukaryota; Fungi; Ascomycota; Eurotiomycetes; Eurotiales; Aspergillaceae
Product: SDR family NAD(P)-dependent oxidoreductase
Exons: 2
Coding region: 1-771 (256 amino acids)
Molecular function (GO): oxidoreductase activity, acting on the CH-OH group of donors, NAD or NADP as acceptor
Source: RefSeq, a predicted model, not a curated record
AUGGAUUCAGUCAAAUACAAAGUCUAUGCCAUCACAGGACUAGGGGGCAUCGGUCUCGCCGUUGCAAAACAACUCCACGCCCUUGGCGCAUAUCUCGCUCUAGCUGAUAUAUCAAAAUCAACACUCGACGCCGCUGAGAUUGCUCUCUCCACAUGCAACCGGAUUUCCCCAAUCCUCGGCCCAAAUGUCACGACCACUGUCCUUGAUAUCAGCUGUGCACACGAUGUGAGAGAUUGGAUCACUAAAACAGUGAAGCGCUUUGGACGACUUGACGGUGCAGCGAACAUGGCCGGUAUGAUCGGCGAAAAUGACGGUACUGGUGGAUUCGCGGGUAUGGGAAUUAGCAAAUGGGAUAGGAUAUUGGAGGUUAACCUGACAGGUUUGAUGUACUGCUUGAAAGCAGAAUUAAAUGCCAUUAUGGAAAAUACUCCUGAUGGAAAGGGAAGUAUUGUUAAUGCGGCAGGCAUCCAGGGUGUGCGUGGGCAUCAAUUAAAUGCGGCUCAUUACACGACCAAAUAUGGCGUUAUGGGGUUGACGAAGUCUGUUGCGGAAGAGGUUGGGCCUAAGAUUCGCGUCAAUGCUGUUGCUCCUGGCUCGAUUCAUUCUCCACUAUUUGAUCGGGCUGCGUUCAUCCAUGGUCGAACUGGAGUCCCGUCCAGGGCUUUUCCCCGCCUUGGAACUCCAGAGGAAGUGGCUCAGACUGUGGUGUUUCUAUUGAGUGAUGCAUCAUCCUACACCACUGGCCAGGUGUACAACGUCGAUGGAGGUUAG